AGCGGCGGGGGCGCGCGCGGGCGCAGGGCCAGCCCUGCUUCGCUCGGGUCGACGGCUGACGCGCGCCGCAGUCGGAGCCUGAGCCGCGCGGGCGCAGGGGACGGCGCGGGGCUGCUGGUGGCCACAGCUGCGUCGGGGACGGACUACACCGGUGCUCGGGGUCGCGGGCAGCUGCGCGUGGGCCGAGUGGUGGGCGCGGCGUAAGAACAAAUCUUCGUGAUAUUCCACACCUGUGUGCUGAAGACUUUGACCAAAGCUGCUGUAGGGAAUUGGCAUCCCGGGAAAAGGACGGCUUCCAAAAUCAGGGAAACUUUCAGGAGAUUCCAGGCCCAGUGGAUCUUCUGAAGAGCAAUGCCAAGACUUUUGGUUUAAAGAAGUCAAAGGAAGAACAAUCUCUUCAGAUAAGAAGAUCUUCUUUAAAGUUUCCUGCAUGAGACUUAUUUAAACGUUGCACACACAUCUUUUGUGAAAGAAGAAAAGGAAAUUCAGCUCGUGGGGCUCAGCGGGAGUUCAGCUAAUGCAGCUUAAAAUAAUGAUGCCGAAAAAGAAGCACUUAUCUGCAGGCAGAGCACCCCUGAUACUCUUCCUGUGCCAGAUGGUUAGUGCCCUGGAAGUCCCUCUUGAUCCAAAACUUCUUGAAGACUUGGUACAACCUCCAACCAUUACUCAACAGUCUCCAAAAGAUUACAUUAUUGACCCACGGGAGAAUAUUGUAAUCCAGUGUGAGGCCAAAGGGAAACCUCCUCCAAGUUUCUCCUGGACCCGAAAUGGGACUCAUUUCGACAUAGAUAAAGACCCUCUUGUCACCAUGAAGUCUGGCUCGGGAACCCUCACAGUCAACAUCAUGAGCGAGGGGAAAGCAGAGACCUAUGAAGGAGUUUAUCAGUGUACAGCCAGGAACGAACGCGGGGCUGCAAUUUCUAAUAACAUUGUCAUCCGUCCAUCCAGGUCACCGUUGUGGACCAAAGAAAAACUUGAACGAAUAACACUUAGAAAUGGCCAGUCUUUGGUACUGCCCUGCAGACCCCCAGUUGGGUUACCACCACCUAUAAUAUUCUGGAUGGAUAACUCCUUUCAAAGACUUCCACAGAGUGAGAGAGUUUCCCAGGGUCUGAAUGGAGACCUUUAUUUUUCCAAUGUGCUCCCAGAGGAUACCCGGGAAGACUACAUCUGUUACGCACGAUUUAAUCACACUCAAACCAUACAGCAGAAGCAACCUAUUUCUGUGAAGGUGAUUUCAGUGGAUGAAUUGAAUGACACUAUAGCUGCUAAUUUGAGUGACACUGAGUUUUAUGGUGCUAAAUCACAUAGAGAGAGGCCACCAACAUUUUUAACUCCAGAAGGCAAUGCAAGCCGCAAAGAGGAAUUACGAGGAAAUGUCCUUUCACUUGAGUGCAUUGCAGAAGGGCUGCCUACCCCAAUUAUUUACUGGAUAAAAGAAGAUGGAACACUCUCCAUCAACCGGACAUUUUAUAGGAACUUUAAGAAAACUCUGCAGAUUGUCCAGGUUACAGAAGCAGACUCUGGGAAUUACCAGUGUAUAGCCAAAAAUGCACUAGGAGCCAUCCAUCAUACCAUUUCUGUCACAGUUAAAGCGGCUCCAUACUGGAUCAUAGCACCUCAAAAUCUUGUGCUGUCCCCAGGAGAGGAUGGAACCCUGAUCUGCAGAGCUAAUGGCAACCCCAAACCCAGAAUUAGCUGGUUAUUGAAUGGAGUCCCGAUAGAAAUUGCCCCUGAUGACCCCAGCAGGAAAAUAGAUGGCGAUACCAUUAUUUUUUCAAACGUUCAAGAAAGAUCAAGUGCGGUGUAUCAGUGUAAUGCCUCUAACGAAUAUGGAUAUUUACUGGCGAACGCGUUUGUAAAUGUCCUGGCUGAGCCACCACGAAUCCUUACGUCUGCAGACACACUCUAUCAAGUCAUUGCAAACAGGCCGGCUUUACUAGACUGUGCCUUCUUUGGGUCUCCUCUACCUACCAUCGAGUGGUUUAAAGGCGCUAAAGGGAGUGCCCUUCGUGAAGAUAUCUAUGUUUUACAUGAAAAUGGAACUUUGGAAAUUCCUGUGGCCCAGAAGGACAGUACGGGAACUUAUACAUGUGUUGCAAGGAAUAAGUUAGGAAUGGCGAAGAAUGACAUUCACUUAGAGAUCAAAGAUCCAACGAGGAUCAUUAAGCAGCCUGAAUAUGCAGUUGUGCAAAGAGGGAGCACGGUGUCCUUUGAAUGCAUAGUGAAGCACGAUCACACUUUAAUCCCCACCGUCAUGUGGCUAAAGGACCACAGGGAGCUGCCCAGUGACGGAAGGUUCACUGUUGACAAGGACCGUUUGGUGGUCGCUGACGUCAAUGAUGAUGAUGGUGGGACCUACACAUGUGUGGCCAACACAACUCUGGACAAUGUUUCGGCCAGUGCUGUGCUCAGCGUUGUCGCUCCCACUCCAACUCCAGCUCCCAUUUACGAUGUCCCAAAUCCUCCCUUUGACUUAGAAUUGACGGAUCAACUAGACAGGAGUGUUCAGCUGUCAUGGACCCCAGGCGAUGACAACAAUAGCCCUAUUACAAAAUUCAUCAUUGAAUAUGAAGAUGCAAUGCAUGAGCCGGGGCUGUGGCAUCACCAAACUGAAGUCCCUGGAGCUCAGACCACAGCCCAGCUGAAGUUGUCGCCCUAUGUCAACUAUUCCUUCCGAGUGAUGGCAGUAAACAGCCUGGGAAGGAGCUUGCCCAGCGAGGCAUCUGAGCAGUAUUUGACUAAAGCUGCAGAACCAGAUAAAAAUCCCACGGCUGUGGAAGGGCUGGGAUCAGAGCCGGAUAAUUUGGUGAUUACGUGGAAGCCCUUGAAUGGUUUCGAAUCUAAUGGGCCAGGCCUUCAGUACAAAGUUAGCUGGCGCCAGAAGGAUGGUGAUGAUGAAUGGACGUCUAUGGUUGUGGCAGAUGUAUCCAAAUACAUUGUCUCGGGCACCCCGACCUUUGUCCCAUACCUGAUCAAAGUUCAGGCCCUGAACGACGCGGGCUUUGCUCCAGAGCCAGCUGUGGUCCUGGGACAUUCUGGAGAAGACCUCCCAAUGGUGGCUCCCGGGAAUGUGCACGUAAACGUGGUAAACAGCACCUUAGCCGAGGUGCACUGGGACCCGGUACCUCUGAAAAGUAUCCGAGGACACCUGCAGGGCUAUCGGAUUUACUACUGGAAGGCACAGAGUUCAUCAACCAGAAACAGACGCCAUAUUGAGAAAAAGAUCCUCACCUUCCAGGGCAGCAAGACUCAUGGCAUGUUGCCUGGGCUGGAGCCCUUUAGCCACUACACACUGAAUGUCCGCGUGGUCAAUGGGAAAGGGGAGGGCCCAGCCAGCCCCGACAGGGUCUUCAAUACCCCGGAAGGAGUCCCCAGCGCUCCAUCCUCUUUGAAGAUUGUUAAUCCAACGCUAGAUUCUCUCACUUUGGAAUGGGAGCCACCAAGCCACCCGAAUGGCGUUUUGACAGAGUACACCUUAAAAUAUCAGCCAAUUAACAGCACCCAUGAAUUAGGCCCUCUGGUGGAUUUGAAAAUUCCUGCCAACAAGACCCGCUGGACUUUAAAAAAUUUAAAUUUCAGCACUCGGUAUAAGUUUUAUUUCUAUGCACAAACAGCAGCAGGAUCAGGAAAUCAAAUAACAGAGGAAGCAAUAACAACUGUGGAUGAAGCUGGUAUUCUCCCACCUGAUGUAGGUGCAGGCAAAGCGAUGGCAAGCCGGCAGGUGGAUAUAGCGACUCAGGGCUGGUUCAUUGGUCUAAUGUGUGCUGUCGCUCUCCUGAUCUUAAUUUUGCUGAUUGUUUGCUUCAUCAGAAGAAACAAAGGUGGUAAAUAUCCAGUUAAAGAAAAGGAAGAUGCCCAUGCGGAUCCUGAAAUCCAACCUAUGAAGGAAGAUGACGGCACUUUUGGAGAAUACAGUGAUGCAGAAGACCACAAGCCUUUAAAAAAAGGCAGUCGAACACCUUCAGACAGGACUGUGAAAAAGGAAGAUAGCGAUGACAGCCUAGUUGACUAUGGAGAGGGGGUGAAUGGCCAGUUCAAUGAGGACGGCUCCUUUAUUGGACAGUACAGUGGUAAGAAAGAGAAGGAACCAGCCGAAGGAAACGAAAGCUCAGAGGCACCGUCUCCCGUCAACGCCAUGAAUUCCUUUGUUUAAUCUGUGAGCUCUUUGCCAAUAUCCCACUUUUCUCAAAUGUUUAUCUUAAGUAUUUGUCGGUCCGCCUUCUCAUACUCUGAACAUUGAGGCAGAAAGUCUGUGUUCUGCUGUGUGUUCACAUGAUGAGAGCCAUCAAAGCAAGAACCUAACUCAGUCAAAUGAUAUCUUAAUGUGAACUGCAGUGCAAAGUGCAUACUUUUGCAUUCAACAUAGGUUAUCUUGAUUUCCUGAGAACUGAUAAAAAAUAACAUAGUGUCAUCAACAGAUCAUGUUCUUCCCUCUUCGGGAUACAGUUCACUAGGAUGCAUGAAAAAUGCUACACCUUUAAAGAAUAUACCUGUGUAUGUUAUUCAAACAUGGGUUGGUACUUUGUUUAUACUCUCCUCCGCUGAACCCCUAAAUAUGAAUUCCGUUUUCAUUGUCAAGAGUGUUACUGUAGUAUUCUCUAGAACUUCAGUGUCUUUGUGGACAUUGUCGUGAAACUGGUGACUCUGUGUCUAGCUGUCAUUAGUCUUUCGGGGAGACUGUUAGGCACAGUGUGUACAGUGUCUACUUGCUAAAUGCGUUAAUUAUGACAGGUGCAUUUGCUCAUGCUUAUGAGACUCUCUUACCUGCUCUUUGAUCCUGUUACUCCACAGACUUCUUAAUCGUCCAGGUAUUACAGUGGCACAGUGUUCUACCUUUUACGUCCUCUCUCCUUUCAGUGCUUUUUAGGCAUAAACAAUGCGUAUUGCAAUGCGUCUUGGCAUUUGUGGCAGACCGAGAGAAUACCAAACAGAUCACUCCAAUUCAGUGUCAAAAGUUAUUCCAGAAAGCACAGGGCAAGACACAUGCAGUGCCUUCAGACGAUAAGCGUUCCACAACGUACCGCCUUCUGUAUCAUUCGGUACAGUCGACUCGGAGUCCUAGAUUACUAUCAUUGUCUAAAAGUAACUUUGAAAAAGCAUAGUUCGUGAAAACUGCAACGCUGAAAAAAAAAAA
This is a messenger RNA of Delphinapterus leucas (beluga whale), 5137 nucleotides long. The record is from RefSeq and is a predicted model, not a curated record. Lineage: Eukaryota; Metazoa; Chordata; Mammalia; Artiodactyla; Monodontidae.